Molecule: messenger RNA, 2046 nt
Organism: Topomyia yanbarensis
Lineage: Eukaryota; Metazoa; Arthropoda; Insecta; Diptera; Culicidae
Exons: 2
Coding region: 258-1838 (526 amino acids)
Source: RefSeq, a predicted model, not a curated record
ACAUGAACUUUGCGUGCACCUAUGGGUAAAGUAAAAUUCAAUCGGAAAUUCUGGUUGGUUCUAAUUCGUAUUCGUAAUUCGUAAUUCGAUUUCCCGAAAAAGCUUAACUGUGUAGUAUUCCGGCGCCAAUAGCACAACUAAUUCUAAUUACAAUCGGUUGUAUCGCUGGAGCUGAAAUACUAACUACAACUACAUCUACUUCAAGAAAUAAACAUUAAGUGCGUACCCUGGAGCAAAUUGGUCCACACGAAUUUGUGAUGCUCCAAUAUUACAUAGGAAUCACCUUGAUAUUCUCGACCAUUUCAUGCCAAGAACUAACUAUUCGGAACCUACAAAAUGAUCUAAUAUUAAUGCAAAAAACAACCCUCUGCCAAAUCCAAACCGGAAACAUUCGUAUUGUUCACCCAAUUAACAUAACAGAAAUAGAGGUCACCAUCAACCUACUCACAAAUUUAGUGUACCAUAAGCAAAGAAAAAAUAAUGCUUUAAUCGAACUAAGUAAACACAAAAUUCGAGAAUUGUAUUCAAAUUUUGUACAAAUAAAACCAGCAUCGCACCAGAGACACAGAAGAAUGGACGCUAUCGGCACAAUGUGGAAAUGGAUAGCAGGCAGUCCAGAUGCCGAAGACUCACGAAUCAUUUACUCAAACCUCAACCAACUUAUCAACGAAAACAACCAUCAAGUGAAGAUCAACAAUCAAAUCGACAAAAGAAUCUCAGCUCUUACAAACACAAUCAAUCAAAUAAUAGACAAACAACAAAUCAACCAAAUCGUCCUCGACGAACUAGACGUUAUCACCACCAUUAUAAACAUCGACACUCUCAACAAAAUUAUAACAAGUAUUCAAGAAGCAAUGCUAUUUUCUAGAAUUCACGUCACUAGUAACGGUAUACUAACCAGCCAGGAAAUUCACUUAAUCAAAGACAUCAUCAACAAUCAAGGAGUCCAACUCAAUAUUCCCGAGGAAGCCCUAAAUUUUGUUACACCGAAACUAGUAAUGAACGAAAACACUUUACUGUACAUAUUACAUGUUCCAGAAUUAGAGAAGGAAAAAUCCACAAUCAUACGGAUCUACCCCUUGAACAAAAACGGUACAGUUAUAAAAUCUUACCCCCAAUUUCUGAUCAAACAGGCAAAACGACUCUUCACCACAUCAAAACCCGAAGAGUAUGUCCAAUUGCAAAGCUACAUCAGAGAAUUCAACGACUCUUGCAUACACCCACUCAUCAUGGGAACGGAACCAUUAUGUCUAAUGGAAACUAAAAAUGAAACUACUGCACUACUAAUAAGCAAUAACAAAAUGCUCAUUACAAACGCACAAAACAAUGAGCUACAGUCCGACUGUGGCCCACACAAUGGAAAUCUAUCAGGAAACCUUGUAAUAUCAUUCUCCAACUGCACAAUAGCUUUUAUGGGUCACCACUUUACAUCAAAGGAAAAAAUAACCGAAAACGAGACUAUUUUAGGUGCCUUCCACAACCUAAACAUAAAAAGCGAACUUUCCAAAAACUAUGACGUUGAAAAAAUAGAAAAAGCUACCUUAAUAAAUAGGAACAAAUUAGACGAAAUAUCACUUCGACACGAAACAGAUUGGAAAUGGAAAUGGAGCCUUCUUGGAGGAACCUCGUUAACAUCUGUUUUAUUGUUCAUCACCCUCUACUUAAUACUUUUCCAUUUAAGAGCAAUUCAUAUAAGAGCAACAAAGAGAAAUCAACGCCGAAGAUCGUCAAAAUCAACGAAUCAAAACAACCCAUCAAGUGCCGAGGACGACACUUUUUCACCCCCCCCGAUGAAUUACGUAGGGACCUGGACACCGACCAGCAACGCAGACGCCUAGGUCAGCACAUGAAGCCACUCACCGCCUCGUGUGGGAACAUUAGUCUUGUCAGCAUAAUGUUCCCUUAAAUACCACCUGCUAGACCAGCGUGGUUGUUCAGUAUAAAUGUAUCUACGGUCAGGGCCGCUGAGUUUUAAGUCAAUCAAGUGAAAUAAAGUGCAUAAAGUGAAAACAAACUUUUUUAAAACUUCGAACAGGUGGCCCAGAU